Drosophila sulfurigaster albostrigata is the source of this 5250-nucleotide messenger RNA. It is a transcript of the gene Sara, whose product is annotated as zinc finger FYVE domain-containing protein 9. Gene Ontology annotation, biological process: endosomal transport. Lineage: Eukaryota; Metazoa; Arthropoda; Insecta; Diptera; Drosophilidae. Gene Ontology annotation, cellular component: early endosome membrane. Gene Ontology annotation, molecular function: metal ion binding. The transcript has 9 exons. The record is from RefSeq and is a predicted model, not a curated record. Bases 177 to 4697 code for a protein of 1506 amino acids.
ACGUAAGCCGUAGCUAACAACGUAAGAGUAAGCAUGAGUGAUUGUUGCAGUGUCCCGCGACGGUCACACUGCUCGCGUAUUUCGAACAUAUUUUGCAAGAAAUUCAACAAAAAAAGACCGUGGGUAAAUAAGGCUUUAGAUGCGAGCAUAGUUGAGUUUUUGUUUUUUUGUUUACUAUGGAUCUGGUGGACAUCGAUCAGGUCCUGGACAAUCUGGAAGCGGAGCUUAAAGCCGAUGAGCAGCUGAGAGGAAGUGCAGCAACAACAACAACAGCAGCUGGAGCAACGGCUGUAGUGGGCGUUGAGUCACCACGCCCACUGGGCGAUGGCAGCAGCGCUGGCGCCGCAGCCAAGAACUUUGUGGGCGUCUCUCAGGUGUUCAACAGUCUCAACGACUAUCGCAACAAUGUGAAAUCGCUGGAGACGCACGACAGCUACGAUUGGACGCAAAAUGGGGUAGAGAAGGAACGGGAACAGGAGCGGGCGAGAGAGCUGGAGAAACAAGCGGAAGAGCAGAGAAAGCUGGAGAAGCAGCGGGAGGAGCAGCUACUCAAGCAGGAGCGAGAACGGCUAGAGAGGGAACAACAGCUGGAGACGGAAAAGCAAGUGAAGCGGGAGCAGGAACUGCAGUUGAAGCGGGAGCAGGAACAACAACUGGAGAGGGAGCAGGAACUCAAGCGCGAGCAGGAAGAACUGGAGCAACUAGAAAGGGAGCAGGAAGAGCUGGAGCAACUAGAGAGGGAACAACAGCUCAAGGAGGAGAGGGAACAGCAGCUCAAGGAGGAAAGGGAACGGCAGCUACAACUAGAAAGGGAGCAACAACUGAAGCAGGAGCAGGAAAAUCAGUUAAAGCAACAACUUCAGCAGGAGCAGGAAAGGCAGCAGCAACUGGAGCGGGAGCAACAACUGAAGCAGGAACAAGAAAGGCUGCUGCAGUUGGAACGUGAACAGGAGCAGCUGUUGCAGCUGGAACGACAGCUGGAGCGGCACGCAAUAUCCAGCCUGGAGGAUGACGACGAUGAGCACGAGGACAUUAAGAAGUUCAGCGAGGCGAAGCCUUCGAAAGUGGGCGACGAUGAUGUUGCUGCCUCGCUGUCCGAAUCGCUGACCACCUCCUCUUGUUCCACGUUCUCUUCGGGUCCGUCGCCCGGCUCCGAGGAGCAGCCGAGUGACAAGCCAAGUGCGUUUCAAUUGCCUCCAAAACAGGAGGAACAACAACAACAACGGCAAGUAGAAUCGGUGGCUGUGGAGGAUUUGGCAGUGGGUCUGUCCUCCAUUUCGAUAACAAACACUACAGAAUCGCAGUCCAUACUGCCCUGUGAGGUGACCGCAUCCUCGGCAUUGGGCAAAGUGCUCAACGAGCUGUCCGAGGCGACGAGCAGCGAGCUGGACACACAGAGUCAGCCGCAGCAGGCACCACAGCAGCCAGCGCCGGCGCCAACGUUGCCCGCAGCUCCUGUACAGCGGGAACAACUACAAGAACAGCAACAGCAGCAGGAGGCGCCUCCCAAGCGCAGUCAAGCGCUCACCUUUUGCUCCACCAUGGAUGAAAUCUCUGAUACAGAGCUGGACAGCAUGCUGCAAGAAGUCGAGGCGGACAUCGAGGUGGAGCCGCAGCAGUCAGCGGCAUUUGUUGUGCCACCCAGCGUCUCGUAUCAUCACAAACCCAAAGAAAUUGACGAUGAAGACUCCACAGAAUCGGCUGUGACAGAAGAGGAAUCAGUGCGCAUACUUUCAGAGCAGGACACGACCUCAGCGGAUCAGCUAAAUGUGGACAACUUCUCACAGGCAUCGACAGUGGAGUUUGCCGAGUUGCGGGCGCAGGAAGCAACGCUGGCCACAGCAACUGUGGGCGAGGAGUUAGCUUCAUCGUUUAGCAGCAGCGCCAGCGACACGGAUUCACUGUCUGGUCGUAAGUUGGACGAAGAUGAGGAAGUCGCAGUGGAAGUGGAGGGGGAGGACGGGGAGCAGCAGCGACCACAGCGUCCGCAAACCUUGGAUCUAAAUGCAGCUGCUGCUGCUGUGGGACCACAAACGAGCGCAGGACAAACGCCGCCGGCAGAGAGCGAGCAGCAGCCAGCGCAAGAGGAAGUACCACAGCAACCUGCUGAGAUUUCCCCAGGCGACGACGUCGAUGAUGACGAUGACAGUCCCAUUUACGAGGCCGUUGGCUACAGCGAUCCGCAUGCCAAUCUCGGCAAGGUGCCGCCCAUUUGGGUGCCCGACAACAUGGCCGGUCAGUGCAUGCAAUGCCAGCAAAAGUUCACCAUGAUCAAGCGUCGGCAUCACUGUCGCGCCUGCGGCAAAGUCUUAUGCUCCAUCUGCUGUUCACAGCGUUUCCAUCUGCAGUUCGCCAACGAACCGGAGUCGCGGGUCUGUGUGCAAUGCUUCAUGAUACUCAGCGAACGUCAGGCAAAUGCUUUAGGCGGUCAGGCAGCCAAUGAAGUGGCGCCACCCUCCGCACUGCCACCGACACCGAUGCGUUCGCCCAAUCCCAACAAUCCCAUGGAGUAUUGCUCGACCAUACCGCCGCAUCGUCAAGUCACAGCAGCAGGCGGUGGACCACCUAGCGUGAUUGUGCCCGUCGGUGUGCUGAAGAAAACCGAUGGCAGCUCCUCGAACUCGUCGAGUUCGGAUGGAAAAAAGGGACGCAAACGCAAGAGCGUCAUGUUCAGCGAUGGCAUUGCGCCGGGCAGCGAACUGGCCAGCACCAUGGAGCAGCAAUGGGGCGAGGCCAAGCAGGCGCGACGUGGCGUGCAGCGCAGCAACAGCGGCGCAGGUCAAAAGCCGCCCACACCAGGGGCAAACAGCAGCAGCAGUGGAGGUGGAGCAGCUGCCUCUGGCACCUCGGGCAGCAGCAGUAUUGACACCAGCACCACAAUGGGUUUGGUGGCGCAACUCUUUCGCGGCUCCAUACCGCCCACGGCAGCGGCGGCCACCCUAAGCGCUGUCUCCCAGGGCAGCGAACAGAGUCAGAGUGCUGGUCGCAAUACGGCGCAGAGUUCGCCGCGUCGCAAAAUGGAAUCGUCACGCAAAUUGCCGCCCAGCGAUUCCCAUGGCUGUUUCAUACCCAGCGAGGAGCACGCUCUGCCCCCCAUUUGUGUGACCGGCAGUGGCGGCAACAGCAACUGUGAUGUCGACUUUAAAGUGGUGCGCAACGAUGCUGAGCUCAUCGAGCGACUGCAGCGUGAAACGCUCAAGUUCAUUCUGAAGAACAAUUUCUACGUGCACGUCAAAGUGCUCAACAUGAGCUGCUGCAUGAACCGCUGGGUGCUGAACUUUACCACAUCUGGACUGCAUCACGUGGGCAACGAUGAGCUGAUCAUACUGCUGGAGAUUAAGCCACCGCCAGCGAGCAGCGGUCCAUCGGUGCCACGCGACAUAUUCCAGCAUCUGUACGAUGUGUAUGUGGAGGCGGAGAAUGCGCGCUCCAGCACCCAGGAGCUGGCUUUUAGCAGUCCGCGGAAUGUGAACUUUUUGGGAUCACGCGAGCAUGGCGGCUUCAUAUUCAUACGGCCAACGUAUCAGUGUCUGCAGGGUGUGAUUGUGCCGGACAAUCCGUAUCUGGUCGGUGUGCUCAUCCAUCGGCAUGAGGUGCCUUGGGCCAAGGUGUUGCCGCUGCGUCUGAUAUUGCGUUUGGGUGCCCAAUAUCGUUACUAUCCGUGUCCAUUGAUCUCGGUGCGCAACCGUGAGUCGGUGUACGGCGAGAUUGCGCAAACGAUCAUCAAUUUUCUGGUGGAUUUCCGCAACUAUACGUAUUCAUUGCCCGCCAUACGCGGUCUCUACAUACACAUGGAGGAUCGCCAGACGACGGUGAUCAUUCCGAGGUAUCGCCAGAACGAUGUGAUCAAGGCGAUCAACAAUGCCACUGAUCACAUAUUGGCAUUUGCCGGCAACUUCUCCAAGGUGGCCGACGGGCAUUUGGUGUGCAUGCAGAACAUAAACGAUGAUCGUGCCGAGAUGUAUGCGUAUUCAACGCAAGCAAUCAACAUACAAGGACAGCCUCGCAAGAUUACGGGCGCCAGUUUCUUUGUGCUCAACGAAGCGUUGAAGAGCAGCAGCGGGCUGUCGGGCAAAUGCAGCAUUGUGGAGGACGGACUGAUGGUGCAAAUAAUGCCGGCCAAAAUGGAGGAAGUGCGUCAGGCGUUGCGCAAUCAAACGGACAUCGAUAUUGUGUGUGGUCCCAUCGCAGCCACCGAUGAACAGAGCGAAAUUGUCAGCAUCAAAUGGGUGGACGAUGAUCGCGACAUCAAUGUGGGUGUCAAGUCGCCCAUCGAUGACAAACCCAUGGAUGGUGUGGCCAAUAUGCGUGUGCAUGCCAGCUUCAACUAUUCAAAUACCAACUAUGCAAUACGCUUAACGGACAUUUUUAUUGUCAAGUGCGAAGAUUGGUAUGCCACAAAUGGCACCAACUAUGCUGACAUCACUCGCAUUGCCGAGCAAUUGGCCCGAAGCGCUUCGAUGGCGUUGCUACCAUUCCUAGAUCUGCUAGCUGCUGCUGGCAUCAAUAAACUGGCACUACGUGCCACACUCGACCAGGAGAACGUCUGCUAUGAGGCCGGUGCACGUGGAACAAAGUUGCCACCGCUUUAUAUGAAUGCGCUUGAUAAUCAUCUAAUAGCCACGCUGCACGGUGAAUCCUCUGGCAUUCAGGAUCCCAUCAUAUUGGAACUGGUUUUCUACAUACUAAAUGCUUAAAUACAAUACAAAGGCCAGCUGCAAAGGCGUCUCUUAAUGCUGCAUUAGCUGAUACUCUCUCCCAACGCUCCAACCAAGCUCCCCCCGGCUCCCGCUGCGUUCCGAGUCAAAACGAAAUCGAACACAACAAUAAUACGAAGAAAAGAUACUUUCUUAAAUUUCUAACCACGCAUAGCUAUGUAAGCCUCUAUAAAGUGAUCAAGUGUUGCAGCCAUCCGUUUGAUGAUGGUGCACUUACUGUAUAUAAUAAUUGCUACAUGAUAAUGUCUAUUAUCGGUGUUUUGUUUAUUCUUUUUUCUCCUCUCUUCUCCCACUCUUUUGUUUUUGUCUUACAAUCUGUCAACUUUCAAUGUUUGUAAUGAUCAACUCUUGGCAAUUUUUCAUUUAUCUCAAAACUACGUAGACCUUCUGUUGUGGAUUUAACAACGUUUUUAUGAUAAUUGUUUAUGAUUUCUAGCAAAAAAAAACACAUUUAAAAAAAUACUUGUAUGUGAUGUUCUUUAUUAUAUCCCUGUAUAUUUUCAAUAUAAAUAACGACUAUAUAACUGUUAAA